CCACUUUAGUAUAAUAUUUUUGUAAUUUUUCCGAUUUAAAAAUAUAUAAGUAAUUAUGGGGAAAAGCAAAAGAGGUGAAUAUUUAUAUAGAUGUAAAUGUUGCUUGGAUGAAGUAGGUUUAAAGAAUAUGUGGACGGAGUAUUACAGAGAUGGUGAACGAGAGAUUUAUGGGGAGAUGUUGACGGACUGUUUUGCUCUUUCUUGGGAACAACCACCAGGAGACACAGAAAUGGAACAUAUAUGUGAGACCUGUGUGUCUCGUCUCCGAGAUGCUAUUAACUUUAAAAAAGAGAUAUUAUACACGGAACAUUUGAUUUUGGAACAAUUAAAGAAUGUAACCACUGAUCACAUCAAGCAGGAGGAGGAAUCAGAAGAUGAAAUAGAAACUGAGUAUUUGAGUAUAGAAUUUUUAGAAGAAGAUGACAAUGAGAGAGAUAAGUCAGAUAUAAAAAUCGAGAGACCUCAAGUGAAACAGGAAAAAGAUGUAUUGAUGAUAAACAGAAGAAGCAAGAAGUACACGGAUGAUGAUUUAGAGAAGUGUCUAGAAGCUGUCAGGACUAAGGCUUUAUCACAAAACAAGGCGUCGAUACUUUAUAGUGUACCGAGGAAGGCAAUCAGCUCAGCCAUCACUAGAAGGCAACUAUUAGAAGACACGGAGAAUUCGAAGAAACGGAGACGACCCGACUUACAGAAACGUCAAGAGAACGUCGACUAUAUAAUGAAAUAUACGAACGCGACGCCGUUUAAAGGAUUCGUCCGAACUGGAUACGGAUGUUUCUUCUGUUCAGUCGAAUACGAAAAGCCGACGGAUCUGAAAGAGCACACACUAGUCGAACAUUUCAGCGAGAACAUGCUCAGAGUUAAUAUCAUAUCUGAUCGAAGCGUUAAACUAGAUUUGACGGACCUAAUGUGCAAAGUUUGCGCAGAAAGUAUUGACUCCCUGGAGAACUUGCUCGAUCACCUUAGACUGGAGCAUAACAUAGAAAUAAACACGGACGUCCACAAUCACCUCGUUCCAUUCAAGUUCGAAAGCGAUACACUAAAAUGCGCGGUAUGUUCCGAGGAAUUCCUGAGUUUCAAAGUGCUCAAUGAUCACGUAAACUUGAAUCAUUACAAGAACUACGCGUGCGAGGAGUGCGGGCGAGGUUUCAUAAAUAAGAGAUCGUUACAAUCGCACGGCUACAGGCACGAGACGGGCGUGUUCACGUGCCAGUUCUGUGCGAAGGUUUUCACGACGCGGAUCCGUCGACUCGACCACGAGCGGUCCGUUCAUAUGUUCAAUAAUAAACGUCACAAGUGCGGAUAUUGCGGGGAGAAGUUCAUAGAUAUAGCGAAAAAGAAGGAGCACGAGGUCGUCGUGCACAGCGCGGCUAAACUAACAUACAAUUGCCAAGCGUGCAGCAAAACUUAUAACAGUCAGAAGUCUUUGCGGACUCAUAUUAGAAGCUUCCACUUGAUGCUUCGACCGUUCAAGUGUUCCUACUGCAACCUAGGUUUCUAUAAGAAUAUAGAAUUGAAGAAGCACAUGGUCAAGCACACGGGGGAGAAGGAUUAUCAGUGCGUCGUGUGCAAUAAGGCGUACGGACGGAAGUCGACCCUGCGCGAACAUAUGCGGAUACACGCGAAUGACAGGCGGUUCAAGUGCGAGCUCUGUGGGCAGGCAUUCGUGCAGAAGUGCAGCUGGCGCGGACACAUGCGGGCGAAGCACGGGGAACAGGUUUAGUCUCCGCUUAUGGGCUUUGAAUGGUUUUGUAAAUAAAUAUGU
Molecule: messenger RNA, 1765 nt
Organism: Vanessa atalanta (red admiral)
Lineage: Eukaryota; Metazoa; Arthropoda; Insecta; Lepidoptera; Nymphalidae
Product: zinc finger protein 260-like
Exons: 5
Coding region: 56-1723 (555 amino acids)
Cellular component (GO): nucleus
Molecular function (GO): zinc ion binding; DNA binding
Source: RefSeq, a predicted model, not a curated record